Messenger RNA from Sebastes umbrosus (honeycomb rockfish), 2461 nucleotides. RefSeq names its product cell division cycle 20 homolog (gene cdc20). Lineage: Eukaryota; Metazoa; Chordata; Actinopteri; Perciformes; Sebastidae. Gene Ontology annotation, cellular component: anaphase-promoting complex. Gene Ontology annotation, biological process: positive regulation of anaphase-promoting complex-dependent catabolic process; anaphase-promoting complex-dependent catabolic process; positive regulation of ubiquitin protein ligase activity. Bases 170 to 1750 code for a protein of 526 amino acids. The record is from RefSeq and is a predicted model, not a curated record. Gene Ontology annotation, molecular function: protein binding; ubiquitin ligase activator activity; anaphase-promoting complex binding. The transcript is spliced from 10 exons.
GCUUGGCGAUAACGGCAGCUCCUUGAACGGACCAAUAGCAGCAGCGCUUCCUGGGAUUUAAACCGUGAGGCGUCGACGUCACGAAAUUCAAAAUUCAGAAACACCCAGUGUUUGCUAGAGAGUAGUCCACGUUGUUUGGAAGAGGUUGUGUGUGAAAACCUGGAUAAAAAUGGCUCAGUUUGGGUUUGAGAACGACAUCCACAGCAUCUUGAAGCUGGACAUGCCCAUCACUAACGCUCCCAUGGCGAGGUGGCAGAGGAAGGCCAGCUCAUCCAGCUCAUCGGCUCUGAACGGGUUGUCUCCUGGCAAAUCUGCCAAUGUGUCACUCAGUUCAUCAAAAACGCCGAGCAAAACACCAGGCAAAAAUAAAAAGCAAACUCCUUCUAAGAUGGGGGGCGACCGCUUCAUUCCCUUCAGAAACAGCAAACAAAUGGAUGUGGCAAGUUUCCUGCUCUCAAAGGAGAAUGAGCCUGUGGACACAACCAAUACAACAGGAACAUCAGAAAGCCAGAAAGCCUGGUCCAUGUCACUAAAUGGAUACGACAUUGAAGAAGCAAAGAUCCUGCACCUUGGAGGGAAGCCGCUGAAUGCUCCAGAAGGCUAUCAAAACAACUUGAAAGUCCUCUACAGUCAGGGUGCAACUCCUGCCUCUGUCAAAAAGACAAGAUACAUUUCUUCUACUCCUGAUAGAAUCUUGGACGCUCCUGAGCUUCGAAAUGAUUUUUAUUUGAAUCUGCUUGACUGGAGCAGUCGAAAUGUUCUUGCUGUGGCGCUUCAUAACAGUGUUUACCUGCUGGAUGCCAGUCAAGGAGACGUUACUCUUCUCAUGAAGUUGGAGCGUGAGGAGGACUACAUCUGCUCUCUGUCCUGGACCAAAGAGGGAACCUACCUAGCCAUCGGCACCAGUGACUGCAAAAUUCAGCUGUGGGAUGUCUACAACCAGAAGCGUCUACGCAGCAUGUCCAGCCAUACGUCUAGAGUUGUUAGCCUGAGCUGGAACGACCAUGUUCUCUCCAGGUACAGUGGUUUCCUUAUUUCUGCUGCAAAAGACAAAAACUUGCAUGUAUUGGUUGGACUCAAAUAUGUUUCUCUCCCUCCUAGUGGCUCGAGAUCAGGACACAUCCACCAUCAUGAUGUGAGGGUGGCAGACCACCACCUCUUCACGCUCACUGGUCACUCACAGGAGGUGUGUGGGCUGAAAUGGUCCCCUGAUGGGCGCUACCUAGCAAGUGGAGGCAAUGACAACAUGGUGUAUGUAUGGCCCCGUGUGCAGGAGGGCACCGCCAGCCAGUCGGUCUGCAGCUGGAGUGAACAUCAAGGAGCUGUCAAGGCUUUGGCCUGGUGCCCGUGGCAGCCCAACAUCCUUGCGUCUGGAGGUGGUACCAGUGACCGUCACAUCCGCAUCUGGAAUGUAAACAGCGGCUCCUGCAUCAGUUCACUUGACACUCAGUCCCAGAUCUCGUCACUGGUGUUUGCACCCAACUAUAAGGAGCUGGUCUCUGCCCAUGGAUAUGCCCACAACAAUGUCGUUAUCUGGAAGUACCCCGCUCUCACCAGGGUUGCAGAGCUCAAUGGCCACGAGGACAGAGUUCUCAGUUUGAUUCUGAGCCCAGACGGCUCCACUGUUGCAACCGUUGCUGGAGACGAGACUAUCCGUAUGUGGAAGAGCUUCGAAGUGGAUCCAGUUAAGAAGGCCAAAGAGAAGCUGGUCAAAACAACUAGCAGGGCCAUUCAUCAGUCGAUCAGAUAAAUUGCUUUGUCUUGAUUUUAGAGGACAUUUUGGUCUAUGAUGAAAUUAUGUGAAAAUGUUUUAUUUAAUCCACAAUAAAGAUAUCUACCCUGUCGUUUAGCUGUAACUGGCAACUCACUGCUCCUAUUGGGACUGUAAUAGGUUGUUAGUCUAAAUUGUUUAUACAGGUCUGCUAAUGUGGUACAGUACAUGUGUUGAGUGUCGGUUUUUAAGUGUAUAUAUGACCUUCACUUAGCUUUUAAUUUAUAAUCCGGAUGCAUUGUAUACGUCAGACUGGGUUAUAAAUAAAUGGUUUGAUUACAUAUGUGCUUCUGUCAGUUAAUUGGCAUGUGUUUGUACUGCCAUGUUAGAAACUGUAGGGCUUAUUUGAUAACAUUAAUCUCUACCACCUGCCAAACCAACAGAAGAAUACAAAAUUGUUUAUCCUGCAGAUGGGUUUUUCCUCCCCAAACACUAAUGGUGCUGUUGUUUGAUCAUUAGCUUAGCUGUGGUUUAAGGUUUAAGACUCUCUGUCUGGGUCAAUGUCACCUUAUUGUUGUGUCCUCAAAGGCUGCGAUUUAAACUUCACCUGUGGUUUAGUCUGAACCUGGUUGCUGUGUGUUCUUUAGAAAUCUCCUAAAAUAGAGUUCACUGUUUCUGAGAUUUAACUUAAACCUGCUGUGUGUAUAUAUUAAGUGAAGUUUAAGCCAUUAAAUUACAUAAUUACAAAAA